Molecule: messenger RNA, 1731 nt
Organism: Protobothrops mucrosquamatus (brown spotted pit viper)
Lineage: Eukaryota; Metazoa; Chordata; Lepidosauria; Squamata; Viperidae
Gene: PTGS1
Product: prostaglandin-endoperoxide synthase 1
Exons: 10
Coding region: 1-1731 (576 amino acids)
Biological process (GO): response to oxidative stress; cyclooxygenase pathway
Cellular component (GO): neuron projection; cytoplasm
Molecular function (GO): prostaglandin-endoperoxide synthase activity; peroxidase activity; heme binding
Source: RefSeq, a predicted model, not a curated record
AUGCAGACCAGUGACAAAUUGGAUCCGUGCUGCUAUUUCCCCUGCCAACACAGUGGUUUGUGCGUCCGGGUUGGCACGGACAGCUAUGAAUGUGAUUGUACCCGGACGGGAUACUAUGGCACCAACUGCAGCUCGGCGGAGUUCUGGACAUGGCUGUACGACACCCUGAAGCCGAGGCCGUCUUCCGUUCAUCACUUGCUGACCCACUUCCGCUGGCUGUGGAGCCUGGUCAACCGGACUUUCAUCCGAGGUCUUCUGAUGCGACUGGUGUUGACGGCCCGGGCCAACCUGAUCCCCAGCCCGCCCACCUUCAGCGGCAACUAUGGAUACCUGAACUGGGAAUCCUACAGCAACCUCAGCUACUUCACCCGCAUCCUCCCGCCGGUGCCCCCCAACUGCCCCACUCCGAUGGGAGUGAAAGGACCACUGGAGCUGCCAGGAGCCGAGCUGGUGGCCGAAGAACUUCUGCUGCGCCGGACUUUCCAUCCGGACCCGCAGAGGACCAACUUGAUGUUCGCCUUCUUUGCCCAGCACUUCACCCACCAGUUCUUCAAGACGUUUGGCAAGAUGGGCCGCGGAUUCACCCGGGCUCUGGGCCACGGGGUGGACCUUGGCCACAUCUACGGAGACAACCUGGAACGCCAGCAUCACCUGCGCCUCUUCAAGGACGGGAAGCUGAAAUACCAGGUGAUGAAGGGAGAGAUGUACCCCCCAACAGUGAUGGAAGCCGCCGUGCACAUGAUCUACCCACAAGGCACCCCUCCGGAGCAGAGGUUUGCCAUGGGCCAAGAGGUCUUCGGUCUUCUCCCAGGCCUCCUGAUGUACGCCACCCUCUGGCUGCGGGAGCACAAUCGUGUCUGUGACCUGCUGAAGCAGGAACACCCGAUCUGGGACGAUGAGCAGCUGUUCCAGACCGCCCGGCUCAUUCUGACAGGUGAGACGAUCAAAAUUGUCAUUGAGGAUUACGUCCAGCAUCUCAGCGGCUACCACUUGAAGCUGAUGUUUGAGCCUGAGCUUCUCUUUGGGGCCCAGUUCCAGUACCAGAACCGCAUCGCUCUGGAGUUCAACCAGCUGUACCACUGGCACGCCUUAAUGCCAGAGUCCUUCCAGCUGCCCGACAGAGAAUACAGUUACGACCAGUUCCUGUUCAACAGCACCAUUUUCACCGACUACAGCAUAGAGACCCUGGUAGAGGCCUUCUCCAAGCAGCGAGCUGGACAGAUCGGCGGGAAGCCAAAUAUCAACAAGCACCUUCUCAAGGUGGCUAUUGGAGUUAUCAAGGAAUCGCGGCUGAUGCGUCUCCAGCCUUUUAAUGAAUACCGAAAGAGGUUCCAUCUGAAGCCAUACACGUCCUUCCGGGAACUGACAGAUGAUGAAAACAUGGUUGCCAAACUGGAAGUACUGUAUGGAGACAUUGAUGCUCUGGAGUUCUUCCCCGGCCUGUUGGUGGAGAAGACCUACUCCAACGGCAUCUUUGGACAGAGCAUGAUAGAGAUGGGGGCUCCCUUCUCUUUGAAGGGGCUCCUGGGGAACCCCAUCUGCUCCCCUGAAUACUGGAAGCCCAGCACUUUUGGUGGUGCCGCCGGCUUCCGAAUCGUGAACACGGCAAGCUUGGAAAAACUGGUCUGCCUGAACGUCAAGCAGUGUCCCUACGUGGCUUUCCACACGCCCGACCACGGAGAGGCUCCUGAAAGCCCGGAGGAGAAGCAGCGACCUUCAACGGAGCUCUAA